AUGGUGAACUAUCGACUCUCAAUUCUACUAUUCAUAUUUUUAGUCUAUUCAAUUUCCACAAUCGAAGAUGAUUUGUUUUCAAAUAACAUUACCACACAAAAAUCAGGUAUGUACGUAUAAAAUACAUAAUAAUUAUAAUAUACAUAUUGCAUAAUAUAAUAUCAUUUUUUGUGAUGUGAGAGAGCGAGAAAAUUGAAUAAAAUGAAAUGAAUAAAUCUCAAAAAAAAACCAGUUUUGAUUAUGUUUCACUGCAAUUAAAAAAUUGACAUUGAUUGCGUUUUUUUUUAUUGAAUGGGGGUCAAGUUGAAUAACCGGAAAGUUUUGGGUUAGAGCAUUUUAGAAUAAUAUGGUAAUAGCAUUUAUGAAAAAAGUUUACUAGGGUAAAUCUCCAGUCUCGACAUUUUUCAAAAAAUUUGAGGUCUUGGUCAUAAAAUCGUGUCAGGAUGAAAAAUUGCCAAAAAUGUUGAGAAAUGUGAUUUUUUUUACAAAAUGAAAUUAUUGUGAAGAAUAUAACCCUACCCUAAAAUCUUAAAAAUGCCCAAAAAGUAUUCCUAAAUUAUUUCAGACAAACCUCAACAUGGUGUAGAUUUUCUUGGACCUCGAUGGCUUUCUCGAACCUAUAAAAUCACAUGUUGUCGACGUGGCACACCGAUUGCUGAAAAUCCAAAACUUGUGAGCAAUUGGACUGAAACCGCAUCCGAUUAUGCGAUCGAUGAAAAACUACUUGGAAGUGAACAAGAUGAUCAUUGUCGAGUUUUUCAAGGAACAUUUCUUUUAUCCGCUGCCGCAUUAUAUAAUUCGAGUUUUAUGGGUUAUGGUGUGCAAUGUAAAUGUCCUGAAUCGACUUCUUCUCAACUCGAUCAACAUUGUCGACAACUUCCCGCUUGUCAAAAUGGCGGAUAUCGAAGUCAAUCAAUGGGAAGAAGAUGCUCAUGUCCACAACCAUAUUUUGGAGAAUAUUGCGAGAAAAUGUGUGAUCAAGGACAAGUUUUAGUAGGUAGGUGAUAUUUUAUCAUAAUUUUUCUGUGAGGAAAAUAUAUAUCUGUACUAAAAAUUCAUUUUUUUUUCUAGGAAUCGACGGGCAUAAUUAUUGUAGCUGUUUACCAUUUUAUCAAGGAGAAACUUGUGCGGAUUUAGUUUGUUUGAAUGGUGGAUUUGAAAUGCGUGGAAGAUGUAGUUGUCCUCACAAUUUUUUGGGUUAUCAUUGUGAAAUUGACACAAAUCGAACAAGAGCGAAUUCGAGGUUUCAAAGAUAUGGCCAAAAUUCCAAUGAGGUAAGUUUUUAUCUAAUUUGAUUCGAGUUUUCGAAUCGGACCUAGCUUGGGGGAAUAAUUCUGCAUUGGACCACGUUUUUUGUCUAAAAUAUUCUGAUUUUAUUCUAAAUAAAUAAAUGGCAUCCAGGUCCUAUUCUGAAGCUUCCAAUAUUUUACAAACCUAUUCAUUUUUCAGGGCGGGGAAUUAUUCAGUCGAGAUAUAUCUGGAACCGUAUUCAGCCUUGUUAUGAUAAUUGUAUUAGUUGUUUCUAUGUAUCUAUUAAUGAAACAUCGAAUGCAAGUUCAAUCGCAAUUCACAAAUUCGCGAAGAGAUGAAAUGACUCGAGCCGCUGCGAUUUAUGGAUUGGAUCGAAAUGGAGCACCUGGAACUAUGACCACAAUUAGUCGAGAUGAUUUGAGAAUUUUGCCAUUUGUUGCGGCUGGAAUUCAACCACCUCCACCAUAUGCAGUUGGAAGACCGAGACGAAAUGAUUCUUCACUUCCGCCAUUGCCAUCUUAUGAAGAUGCCACCAAGGAUACGGUUAUUGGGUGAGUUUUUUGGGGAAGGGGGUUUUUUUUUUUGAAAAGUUCUGAACAAAAGUAGACAUUUGAUGAAAUUGAAAAUUCAAACAGUGUUUAUUUUUCUUAUUUGAAUCUAAAGAUUAAAAAUAUUAUUUUUUGAUCAGUAGAUUAUUAAUGCAUUACUUUAAUGUGAUGCUGAAAACUUGAAAAUAAUGUUUGGAGUUUUGAAAAAUUCUACAAAAAAACUAAAGUUUCUUACAAUUAAAGAAUAAUCAUCGAUUUUAUAACCUAAAAAAUAUCGUUUUUCUAAUUUUUUUUUCUUUUUUGUUGGUUUUCAAAAAUAAUUUUUGUUUAUAUUUUUUGUUUGAAAAUCCAAAAAUAAUUUUUUUACAAAAAAAUAUUCAAAGAACCCUCAAGCCUAUAAUAUUCAAAGAACCCUAAAGUAUUUGAAAAUGUUCCGGUUAUAGAACCGCCGCCAAUGUUCCGCCGCUAACUUCAAACAACAUUGAAAUGCAACCAACAUCCACAAACACACCGACAAGUUCAACUCCUCCUCCACCAUUUGAUGGUGAAGAACACCAACAUCCACCAUCUCCUGCGAGAAUUGAACGAAAUGUAUCAACUAGACGAAGUCUUUAA
This is a messenger RNA of Caenorhabditis angaria, 2414 nucleotides long. The record is from the annotation of a GenBank genome assembly. NCBI's taxonomy places the organism in Eukaryota, Metazoa, Nematoda, Chromadorea, Rhabditida, Rhabditidae.